AUGCAUAUACAGGAAGGAACAAACACAACUCUGACAACAUGUUCCAAAAUGACAGAAGAAGUAGACAGAAGACAUGGUGUGAAUGGGAACAGCAGUAGUAAGAAUGCUCAUGAGGAUCCCCCUGUGGCGAGUUCAGCUCCCGCUACGACGGGUGGGAGGCUCAAGUUCUUUAAAGAUGGAAAGUUUAUAUUGGAACUGGUCCGAGGCAGCGCGCGCGAGGGUGAGCGCGCCGGCUGGGUGUCGGUGCCUCGUAAGACGUUCUGGCCGCCGGCCGCCGCCCCGCCGACGCCUCCACACGCGGCGCCGCCCUGCGCCUCCUUGUCACUGUCAGACGACAACUCGUCGCUGCACUCCUCGCCCUGCACCUCGCACCGCGACCACUGCUGGAAGCAGCCGACGCCGCGCCGCAACCUGUCCAAAGAGUUAGCCAUGUACUACUGCAGGCCCGCCACCCUGCACACCGCCCACAUCGCCACCGCCGCACGCCUCAAGAGGAGGAGACCCUUCGACACCGGCUACCAUGAGGUCCUCACCAACGGGACGCUCCGGAAGACCUGUGUGAACGGAGCCUGUGACAAGAAACGGAACGGUGACGUCGGCUCGCCCGAGAACAAGCUUUGUAAAGGAGAAGACGUGGUCGACGGGCCGACGAAGACGGACGAGGAUAGGUGGACGGACUUCGACAGGGAGAAAUACUUUCAUAUGAAACUCAAAAAACCAUAUCAGUAUCAUAAGUUAAGGGUGUACAAAAAGACGAGGCCGGCGCUACGACGCAAGGAGUUGGCCCGGGUCUUAGAAAGACUCCGAGAGAAAAUUCUGUCGUUACCCGCGCCCGUGAACGCUAAACUGGCGAACUGCAGGCAGGAGCACAUGAUGGUGUCUCCGAGGAAACGGAUCCUGCGGGAGAUGGAGCGGGUCAGUCUCGAAGACCAGGCGACCAAGAGGAGAGCGAAGACGGUCCCCGCGCUCAGCACGGCCUCCUACCCGCCCUCGCCCGGCCCCAGUCACACACAGCACCGCGGAGCAGACGGGCCGGCGAGACUGGCCAACGGGACGGCUCCCAGGAAGGAGGCCGCGGUGUCCAAGAACGUCAGCAGCUACAGCAUACACUCGUUGCUCAGCAUGCCUGAUGAGAGUCCCACGCGCCGCUCGCCCGAGGCCAAGCGUUCGCCGCAUUCCUACCCACCGUCAUUGAAGACGGAGUCUCCUUCGAGCGUCAACUCGCCCGAUUUGAGCCCCAGUCCGGACAGCUACCGGUACAGGUACUCGGCUCUGUCGCUGGGCUCCCCGGGACGCGGCGCGGCACGAGAUUCGCCCACGCCGCCUCAGCCCACCAACCCGCCUUCCUUCCGUGCAUAUGCACCGCCCACGUCCCCGUACGGUGGUCGUCCGGGGCCCGCGUGGCCCGCUCCGCCUCCGCCGGGGCCCUUCAGACGAGACGAGUGGGCCGGCCCGGGCGCUGUGAGCGGCAUGAGCAGCGCACAGUAUGUGUUCGGGUAUGGGUACGCUCCGCACGUGUACCGCGCCGCGCCUGCGCCCCCUCUGUGGAUGCAUUACGCGUUGGCCCCGGGCGCUCCCCCCGGCCCGUGGGCGCCUCUCGCUCAUCCCCUGCUCACGGACCACAUACCCAAGGAGGAGCCCACGUCCGAUUUGCCGUUAAACUUAUCGAAACAUUGA
Molecule: messenger RNA, 1677 nt
Organism: Danaus chrysippus (African queen)
Lineage: Eukaryota; Metazoa; Arthropoda; Insecta; Lepidoptera; Nymphalidae
Source: the annotation of a GenBank genome assembly